Camelus dromedarius (Arabian camel) is the source of this 3221-nucleotide messenger RNA. RefSeq names its product EvC ciliary complex subunit 1 (gene EVC). Gene Ontology annotation, biological process: smoothened signaling pathway. The transcript is spliced from 21 exons. Gene Ontology annotation, cellular component: ciliary membrane; plasma membrane protein complex. The record is from RefSeq and is a predicted model, not a curated record. The coding region runs from base 16 to 2994 and encodes 992 amino acids. Lineage: Eukaryota; Metazoa; Chordata; Mammalia; Artiodactyla; Camelidae.
GCCUGAGCGCCCCCGAUGGCCCGCGGCGCGGCGACCUGCGGGAGCGACGCGCGGCUGCUGCUGGGCCGGGACGCGGUGCGGCCGGCGCCCGCCCUGCUGGCCCCCGCCGUGCUGCUGGGCGCCGCGCUCGGCCUCGGCCUCGGCCUCUGGCUGGGCUGCCGCGCCGCCCGCCCGCGGCCUCGGCACCAGAAAGACGACACUCAGAGCCUACUCAAGAAUUUGGAGUCUAACGUACAGACCCCGUCGGAAACUGGCUCCCCAUCCCAGAGGAGGAAGAGAGAAGUGCCAACGUCCAAGGACGAGGAGGCUCUGGAUGAAUGUGACCCGUCUUUCAACAGCAAUAUCACAGCGUUUGCACUGAAGGCAAAAGUCGUCUAUCCCAUCAAUCAGAAGUUCCGGCCUCUGGCCGACGGUUCCUCCAACCCAUCUCUGCACGAAAACUUAAAGCAGGCAGUCUUGCCGAACCAGCCGGUGGAGGCGUCCCCUUCCAGCAGCCUGGGGAGCCUGAGCCAGGCUGAGAAGGACGACUGCAGCUCCUCGUCCAGCAUCCACUCAGCCACCAGCGACGACAGGUUCCUCGGCCGCACCUUCCUCCAGGCGAGCAGCUUCCCCGAGGCGCUGACCUGUGAGAGUGUGGACCUUGACUUGUGCAUCUACAACCUUCACUUGAAAGAUCUACUGCAUCUGGACGCAGCGCUGAGGCAGGAGAAGCACCUGAUGUUUAUUCACAUUUUUAAGAUGUGCCUCCUUGACCUUCUUCCUAAAAAGAAGUCUGAUGAUGAAUUAUACCAGAAAAUUCUUUCAAAACAAGAAAAUGACUUGGAAGAAUUGGAAAAGAGACUUCAAGUCAGACUCUCAAACACGGAGAUGCUGGGGGCUGGUGACUCAGAAUACAUCACCCUGGCAGACGUGGAAAAGAAAGAGCGGGAAUAUUCUGAGCAGCUAAUAGAUAACAUGGAAGCUUUCUGGAAACAGAUGGAAAACAUCCAGCACUUUCUUGUGGACCAAUUGAAGUGUUCCAGCACCAAAGCCCGACAGCUCCUGACGACUCUGACAGAAAGAAUGAUUGCAGCCGAAGGGCUCUUGCGUGACUCCCAGGAUUUGCAGGCUCUGGACACCCUGGAGAGAACAAUGGGGCGGGCGCACAUGGCCAAAACCAUUGAGUUCCUGAAGCUGCAAAUCCAGGAGGAGACCAAGUGCCGGCUGGCCGCCAUCUCCCGCGGCCUGGAGCUGCUGGCCGUCGAGGGCAAGCUCUCGGGGCGACAGAAGGAGGAGCUGCUGACCCAGCAGCACAAGGCCUUCUGGGAGGAGGCUGAGCGCUUCCGCCGAGACUUUGUCCAGCGAGGCAAAGACCUGGUCAAGGCCUCCCAGGUUCGCCAGGCGGAGAGGACGGAAAAGCUCACGCUGGCUCAAGAGGAGGAACGGAGGUGCUUCCUGGCCGAGUUGCCGCGGACCGCCGACCCUGAGGAGUUCCUGCAGGCUUUUCACGAGGUCCUGGAGAGGCAGAGGCUGGAGCAGAGUGGCCUGGAGGAGGACGAGAACGUCAGAGCCACGGAGGCCGCGGCCGCGCUCUGCCAGGAGCUGUACCGCAGCACCAUGGAAACGUUCCAGAAGUUCGUGGACGCCCUGUUCCUUCAGACGCUCCCCCGCAUGACCAACCUCUCCCAGGCAGAGUGUGAAUACCUGAGGCAGGAGGCCCAGGAGAACGCCGCCCGGCAGCUGGGGAAGUCGGAUCGCUUCCGGAAUCAGCAGUGGAAACUCUUCCAAGACCUCCUGGAGCAAGAGAAGCAGGUGUGGAUGGAGGAGCACACACUGUCCACUGUGCUGCAGGCACACCUGCGGGACGACCAUGAGAGCAUCAUCCACCGAGUCUUGGGCCACCUUGGCGGCCUCAGUGAAGAGUCCACGCAGUGCAUCCUGCAGGGGCGUGAGCUGCUCCUGCGCUCAGCAAUCCGGCGGCUGGCUCUCCGCGGCAGCGCCAUCACCACCCUGACCCAGAUGAGACUGUCCGGGAAGAAGACCCUUCUCCAGGAGCUGCGUGAACAGCACGCCCUGGAGCAGGGCUCCUCCCAGUGUCUGGACGAGCAUCAGUGGCAGCUGCUCAGAGCCUUGGAGGCGCGCGUCCUGGAGGAGGCCAGCAGGCUGGAGGAGGAGGCGCAGCAGGUGCGGCUGCAGCUUCAGCAGCAGCUCGUGGCCGAGGCCCAGGGGGUCGGGCAGCUCCUGCAGCAACACACAGAGCAAGCCAUCGGGCAGGCGCUGCUGGGGCACGCGAGGACCACGGCAUCCAGGAGCCGGGCCAAGGACACGGAUGGCUUCAAGGGAACACUGAUGGAGGCGGCGGCCGAGAGCGUCUACGUGACCAGCGCAGGCGUCGGCCAGCUCGUGCACGCGUAUUACCAGCAGAUUGGGAGGGCCAUGCAGGACCACGAGGAGAGGAAGCUGCAGCAUCUGAAGACCCUACAGGGGGAGAGGAUGGAAAAUUACAAGCUGCAGAAAAAGCAAGAACUCGGCAACGCUUCCUCAGGGGGCCAGAUGGCAGGUGGAGCUCAGGGAGCCUCCGGAGCCGUGCAUCGGAGGAUGCUGGCGCAGCAGAAAGGGUUCCUGGCCCAGUUCACGGUGCACCAGCGGAUCCGCCUGGACGCCCGGAAGCAGGAGGCGAGGGUUUUGGACCAUCUGGAAGCCCAGCUUGAGACCCAGCUACAGGAAGCUGAGCAGAGCUUCAUCUCAGAGCUGGCGGCCUUGGCCCGGGUGCCCCUUGCCGAGAGCAAACUAUUUGCAAACAAGCGCGGAUUGUCAGAGAAACCCCUAAAGACCAAAAGGAGGAAGCCGGCAUCCCGGGAGAGAGGGGACACUGGAGGGCCCAAGGACGAGGACCCUGCCUGCACAGGACCCUGCUCGGGAUCACUCAGCAGCAAAAGGCUCAGCCAGCAAGAAAGUGCAGUUGGGGAUGGUGAAAAUUCCAAGAAGAUGCUAAAGAGAAGAAGCAAUUUGUAGCUCACGGCUGGUGGGGGAAUGGAACCUGGAGACUGAGUCUGAACGCCGGCUGCCCCUCCCCCAGCUGGUGAAGGCAAACCUAGCCGCCCUGGGGGACGGUGGGGUCUCCCCUCUGCGCACGGGCUUGUUGUGCGGGGUGGAGAAUGGAUAUAAAAGUCCGAGAAAAGGCAUAAAUGAGUGUGGCGGACCCUCCCGCCUGUGUCAGUUAUAAACCACCGUGUUGGAAA